Silurus meridionalis is the source of this 1428-nucleotide messenger RNA. Its product is annotated as cell death abnormality protein 8-like. The transcript has 3 exons. The record is from RefSeq and is a predicted model, not a curated record. Gene Ontology annotation, cellular component: plasma membrane. The coding region runs from base 10 to 1407 and encodes 465 amino acids. Lineage: Eukaryota; Metazoa; Chordata; Actinopteri; Siluriformes; Siluridae. Gene Ontology annotation, biological process: apoptotic process involved in development; engulfment of apoptotic cell; phosphatidylserine exposure on apoptotic cell surface.
CUCCAGCGCAUGGAGCUCAGGCGCUCCGUCAGUUUCCUGCUGAUGCGCGCGAAGCUCUUCCUGCUGAUCCGCUUCCCAUCGGCGCCGAUGUUCCCCGCGUACCACAUCACCCAGAACCCCAAACCGAGGAACAUCAGGACGGCGCCGGUGAGCUCCAGGAAGUCCCCGUACCACCGCCCAUCGAUCUGCGGGGCUUGGGUCAUGCCCACCAGCAGCAAGAGGAAGCCCACAAAGUCAAAUGUAGCCGCCAUGAAGAAGAACGGCGCGCACUCGCCUGUAAGCCUCUUCACCGCCAUCAUUCAGGAUGCUGAGGAGCACGAGAACGCGCACCUGCACCCUGAAGCACCUUGUGAAGCAGGUGACCGCCUCCGCGUGACGUCAUCGCCGCUUCUUAACAACGUGCGCCAGGAUUUUAACAGUGGCGAAGAUCUCAACCUGCAGUUUUAUACAAAAGACUCCCAUGACGAGGUCAGCGUGAACUCGAAUCCCAACCUCUUCAUUCUGCAACUGUUCGAUGCAUUCCUUGAAAGUGCUCCACAGCUCAUCCUGAUGAUGGUUCUCAUCAUGCGGAUGCCAGAGCUGCAUCUUUUUACAGUCAUUAAAACUGCUGUCUCUAUUAUUAUCAUGGCCUUCUCCAUACUGCGCUUUCAUCGCAACAUCGUUGAGUUUAUCGACCAAAAACACAAGAUAAAUUGGUUCUCUGGCAAUUCUAUCACCUACUUCAUGUGCAACCUCUUCCUGAUUGGCCCACGUCUGGUGAGUGUGUCUCUCUUUGCCUCCGUCCUGCCCUGGUACAUUGCCGUUCACUUCCUGUGCCUGUGGGCACUGCUCGUCCUCUGGGCUUGGUUGCAGAAAGCAGACUACAAGAACUCUAAAGAUGGAGGAUGGCUGCUCCGGGCCACUUUAGGUAUCAUCUGGUACUUCAGCUGGUUUAAUGUAACAAAUCAAAACACCAAACUCAGAAGAAUCAUCUACCAUGUGGUUAUGGUGAUGGACAUAAUGCUGUUGCUGGGAUUAUGGUGGUGGAGAAGAUCUGUGGAAUCAGCUUAUCUUAGUCCACUCCCUAUUAAUCCUUACAUACUUAUUGCUAUGUUAAUAUUCAGCUACAUCAUAGGAAUCCUACUGAAAAUGGUUUAUUACUGGAAAUUUUUUCCAGAUAAGACAGUGAAAGUUUUGCUAAUGCACGAAAAGAAAGAAGAAUUAGUCGCCGUCACACGGUCCAAUGUAGAGUAUAUUGGUAACACAAGUGUAAAGUCUACACAUGUACAUGAUCAAUUAUUUGAAGAAAAGCCAUACUCCAGUGGUUUUCCUGAAUCCAACACUGCAGCCACAGUCAAUUCUGCUGUUGGGACAGAAGCUGAAUCUGGUACCCAAAAUAUAAUGAAAAUAAUGGCAAAUUAUUUCUGAAUCUUUUUUUAAUCCACUACU